AUGGUAGACCAGCCAACUCAUCACGCCAUUCUAAUCGGCAUCAAUGCUUACCGAGAGCGUCCCUUGAUAGGCUGCGUCCGCGAUGUCCAGAAGAUCAAAUCAUACUUAGAGAGCCAAUCAGUGCCAAUCAACAUCCAAAUAUUCACAGCUACACAAAGCCCUUGCGCUGAAGCCGGCCCUGCAGAGGAAUCCAGCCUUUGGCCAACGCACGAAAAUGUGACAGCGGCUUUGAGAGGCCUCGCUACACGGACUAAGCCAGGCCAUUGUGUUUACAUACAUUUUUCAGGCCAUGGUACUCGGGAGGGAAACCAAACACGAGGCAAAUUCUCUAAUGAAUCCACCGGAGAUUUGGCGUUGGUUCUGCUUGAUGGAGAGAAUGCGCGCAGUACUAAGAGCUAUGGAGGCCACGCACUUUCCAUAGCGCUAAAUGGUAUGGUUAGAAAAGGUGUCGUUGUCACAGUGGUUCUGGACUGCUGCUUUGCUGCAAGCAUUUACCGUCUUGAUCGGCCAAACAUCCGAUUCAUGCCCUUCAGCGAAAUUGACUCUGUUAUUGAUGAUAGUCCCUUUAUCGAAAUGGAAAAGGAUCCUUCGGGCUACCGCGACAUCUCUGCCCGGUCUAACUGGCUUAUGGAUCCAAAAGGUUACGCAAUCCUCGCUGCCUGUGGUCCGCAAGAAGAGGCGAGCGAGAUCUCUCACGACGGGGAAGUCUCUGGAGCGUUGUCCUAUUAUCUCCACUGCAGCUUAACCGACAAUGGAAUAAAUCAGAGACACAAGGAUGUUUUCUAUCGUCUUUGUUCCAAUACGCAAGCUGCCUCGGUUGACCAAACCCCUGUUUUGCGUGGGAAUAAAGAUCAAGAGUUCUUCGGUUUACAUACACUGGCGACUAACCGACCGGUCAUACCCGUGUUUAAAACCUCACAAGGGUUUGUUCUGCAAGCUGGGUAUGCGCAUGGCGUUGAGGAAGGCGAUGAUUUCAUCAUUUACCCUUCCAGCGUGGUCGACCAUAAUGCGGCCUUGCAUGACAACAUGAUAAGUGCCAGGGUUGGUACCAUUGGUCCUCUCACAUCAUCUCUGGAACUCACAAAUGGCAAGUCUUCUUUGAGAGAGGUGGCAUGUGUUGCGGAACCUCGAAGAAGACAUUCUUUUCGCCGAUUUCCGAUAGCUUUAAGCGAAACAAUACUGAACCGCGACGAGUGGUUGGCAGCCUUCGACAAAUACUCCCUAUCAGUCCAUCAUGAGACAGAAGGGUUCCCUUUCUCGUUUCGAGUUGAGGCCUUUGGGGAUGAGUAUCAAAUCUUGGACAAAGAUGGGCAGGGGCUGCUAAACUUGCCGGUCUUGAAACAACGUGGAACAGACCUGGAGGACGUCGCCGCGAUGCUAGAGCAUCUGGUAAGAUACGAACUAGUCAAAAGUCUUUCAAACGAGUCCUCUUCAGAAGAGUUCCAGGCUUCAUUCGAGGUCAACAUUUCGAACCGAGACGGAGACCAAUUUAGCCCUGGACAGCUUAUUCAUGCAGAAGAAUCAGAUGGAAAAUACAUGUUCGAGUUGAUUGUCCAGAACAACAGCUGUCGAGAGCUCUACCUCUACGUCUUCAACCUUGGUCCACUUUGGCAAGUAGAUGACAUUAACCACAAUGGCGCUGAGUUGAUUCCUUCCCUCGAAUCUGGCGAAGGCUUCAAAAACACGUUUACCAAGAAGUUAAGGACUAUGGUGCCGCCGGAAAUGAAGGCAAGGGGCUUGUUACAAUGCGACGAUACGUUGAAGAUCUUUGUUACGUCGCAUCCGAGUUCUUUUGAUCUUCUUGAGCUGCCCAAGAUCGGGGCUUCGCCUAAGAAGCAGGCUACAAAGUCGAGGGAUCGGUCGGGGAAGGAGUGUGCUGAGGAGUGGGUGGCUUUGAACUUCUCUCUGAGAACUUCAUCAGCGCUCCCAGCCGAGAUUGCUGAAUGA
This is a messenger RNA of Fusarium sp. VM40, 1947 nucleotides long. Lineage: Eukaryota; Fungi; Ascomycota; Sordariomycetes; Hypocreales; Nectriaceae. The record is from the annotation of a GenBank genome assembly.